Messenger RNA from Drosophila obscura, 1613 nucleotides. RefSeq names its product glycine-rich protein DOT1 (gene Mnr). The record is from RefSeq and is a predicted model, not a curated record. The transcript is spliced from 5 exons. NCBI's taxonomy places the organism in Eukaryota, Metazoa, Arthropoda, Insecta, Diptera, Drosophilidae. Bases 208 to 1464 code for a protein of 418 amino acids.
UGGCGCCUCGCAGUCCACAGUGGAGCAUCGAAGGUGUCGGAGGUGUAUUUUUUUUUCGGCGACUUCUACAGCUUGUUCGAGCGACUUUGUUCCCGGCCCCAAAAACAGAUUUUGACGCAAUUUUAAACGUCACAGAGCAAAACGCACACAACAACCACACAACACAACUCUCAAGACAGUCUCGCCCACAUAUCUAUAUCGAGAGCUAUGGGCGUGGCAACGCUGAGCAAGAGGACGAUGCUGUGGCUUCCACUCCUCGCCCUGAUGGCCCUCAACAGCGUGGACGCAUACUCCAAGUAUGGACGCGGAUGCGGAGACAUUGGAUGUCUGCCCACGGAGGAGUGCGUCAUCACCAGCGAUUCGUGCAGCUACAGCCAACGGGACGGCAAGGACUGCGGCAGCUAUCCGACCUGCAAGCGCCGCACUGGCUCCAGCUCCAGUUCCAGCACGAACCAGGCAGCGCCCUCUGUUAAUCCGUCAGAGGUGAGCGGCAGUGCCCACAACUCGUAUGCCCCGAAUCCACCAAGUGCCCCGCUGCCGGAUGCGGAUGCGGGCGGUGGCGCUGGUUAUGGUGGCGGCGGCGGCGGCGGCGUCGGCUCCAACGGAAAUGGCAACGGUGGUGGCGGUGGAUAUGGUGGUGGCUUCUCGGCUGGCGGCCAUAGUCUCUAUCCCAGUCUCCCCCAGUCUGGCGGCAAUGGCAAUGGCAAUGGUGGUGGUGGUGCUGCACCCUACAAUCCCUAUGGCGGCUACAACCCACAGCAGCCCCCACAGGGCGCUGGCGGUGGCUACAACCCCUACAACGGCGGCAAUGGCGGAUAUCAGCCGGCGCCCGGCGGAUAUCAGCCGAGGCCCGGCUACACACCGCCGGCACCUGGCUACGAGAACAACGGCGAUGGCGGCCAAGGAGGCCAAAAGCCCAAGGACAAGCAGGGCGGCUUCUUCUCCAACUUCUUCUCGAAUCCGGCGGUGAGUCAAGCGGUUUCCGGUAUCAUUGCAGGCCAGAUAGCCAAGCAGCUGCAGGGAGGAGGCGGUGGCGGUGCAGGUGGCGGUGCUGCCAGCUCGAAUGGCUAUCCAAGCGGCGGCUAUCAGCCCAGCGGCGGCUAUGGCGGCGGCUCAUCCGGAGGCAGCUCUUCUGGAGGCGGCGGCGGUGGCAGCAACAUCCUGGGCGGUCUACUCGGCUCCGUGCUGUCUGGCGGCGGUGCCAAUGCUGGUGGCUCAUCGGGCGGCGCCAGCAGCUUCCUGGGCAGCCUCCUCAAUGGCGGCGGCAACGCCAAUCGCGCCAGCUCUGGCGGCGGCGGCGGCGGUGGCCUGGGCGACAUCUUCAGCUCGAAGAACUUUGGCGGCCUCUUCAGCGAGAAUCCCUCCUCCCGUGGGGGAUCGGCCAGCGACUCAUCCGCCUCCGCCUCCUCUAACGGCGGACCCAAGAGCUAUCCCACCCAGGCGCCGGGCAACUACUAUGGAUAGAUCGAGAUCGAGGAGCAUGCAGAUCGAUCUGUCCAGUCAGUGGAAAGUGGAAAUUCUUUUCUUGUGUAGUCGUGUAUUUUUGUUUCCUUUGGAUGGCAUCUAAUCAAAUGGAGAACUUUCAACGAAAUUAACUGAACAAUAUUGCAAUA